AUUAAGUGUAGUUUUUUUCUGUCAGGUGGCAACGUCUUUAAAAAAGACCAAAACAAUAAUAAUCAAAAAUAAAAGUUUUGCAACUAUUUUCCUUCAACUAAUUUCACCACGUGGAUGAUAUGCGUUUUUAUAGGUGCAAUUAGAGUGCAAUUAAAUCAACUUGCCGGCAAGCGUUUAGGAAAACUGUCGACAUGGACAAAGUCUACCUGCGAAACGUUCAAGAUACAGAGGAAUUGCACCUCACGUUUCGAUAUGCCAACGAGGCGCUGAAAGUGAACCGAGACUUUAACUUCUGCCGGCGGAUGGACGAGUGUGUUGAUGAAGCCCUGACCCGCAUCCGAAACAAUGUAGAAAAGGAGCUAAACAAGCGGAGCAAGAAGAAGUCCAAUGUGGACACGCCAGUCGCAUUAAUUCCAAGCGAUAUUCUUGUUGAGCUCCAUCGAAAGGAUUCUGAGGAUCGUAUCUCAGGUAUAACUUUUGCUGAGCUUCUAUCGGACAUUGGCAAAGGACUUGAACUGCGAGUGAUAGACAAAUCAUUCGAAUUAGUACUUAAUCGACCCUGGGUUGGAGGACUUCAACUACCAAGCUCCAUAAUGGCCGGAUACCUCGUUUACCCACUCAAACUGGAACUUCAGUUUUCCACACGGGAACACUGUUUGGGCCAAUGGUAUAAGGCCCUAAAGCCGAAAUCAGGAGUGUUUAAUGAGAAAACCAUAUGGGAGGCGUGCAGCGAGGGUUUGAUUUAUAUGGUAUCGGAAGCGGACAUUGAUUACUAUUUAAAAUUGGUGGUGACGCCACGGAAUGAGAUUGGAAUAACUGGUCCACCAGUUGAAUACAUUAGCAAAUCCCCCGUACAGGCUGGUCCCAGUGAUUGUCCCUACGAAAUACGCCAGCGGUAUACAACCAAACCUCUUGAAAGUCCAACACAAUUCCGUGUGGUCAGCUACAACCUCUUGGCAGAUUUAUAUGCAGAUGGGGACUACGCCCGGAAAACUCUCUUUCCCUACUGUGCAGCAUCGGCUCUGAAAAUCGACUAUCGGAAGCAGCUUUUCAUAAAAGAAUUGGUUGGUUAUAAUGCAGAUCUGUUAUGUCUUCAGGAGGUGGACAUCAAGAUCUUUGAUUACGAUCUAAAACCGGUUCUGGAAACCUAUAAUUUCAAGGGAAUCAUGACACCCAAGGGCACAUGUGCCGAGGGUAUAGCCAUGUUCUAUCGCUCCUCUCGAUUCGAGCUGUUGAACUCCUAUGUACUUCACUUGGGAGACAACAUAGGCAGUCUGCCCAUAUUCGCUCCACUAUGGAAUAAGAUCAAGGGCAACGAGAAACUGGCCACUCGCAUCUGUGAUCGAUCUACGACUUUGCAGCUGUGUUUGUUCCAGCUAAAGGAUACAAAGCGUUACGUUAUGGUGGCUAAUACACAUUUAUAUUUCCAUCCAGAUGCUGACCAUAUACGAUUGCUGCAGAUUGGAUUCUCGCUCAUCUUUGUGGAGCACAUCUAUAAGCAGGCUGUAAAGGAGCACAACAUUGCCGAUUUACAGAAUAUUGGACUUGUAUUCUGUGGUGAUUUCAAUAGUGUUCCCGAAUGCGGCAUUUAUAAGCUAAUGACGGAAAAGUUUGUAGACAGCAACUUUGUUGACUGGAGCAGCAAUGCGGAUGAGGCUGUCAAGGAUGUGGAACUGAGGCAGUCAUUCAACAUGAUCUCAGCUUGUGGAACACCGCCAUUUACGAAUUACACAACUCUAUUCUCUGCCUGCCUGGAUUACAUAUUUUACCAAAGCGAUUCCUUUGAUUUAAUACAGUCCGUGCCACUUCCAACCGUCGAACAGUUGAGCCAAAAUGAAGCUAUACCCUCAGUCACUUUUCCAUCGGAUCACGUUUCAUUAGUGGCUGAUCUUAAGUUUAAAUCAAACAACUGAUUGCCAAUAAUCUACUUAGACAACUAUUUCUGUAAUACAAUUUGUAUAUAUACAAUGUGAAUAUAUAAAUGUUGUUUUUAAUUGAA
Molecule: messenger RNA, 1999 nt
Organism: Drosophila innubila
Lineage: Eukaryota; Metazoa; Arthropoda; Insecta; Diptera; Drosophilidae
Product: 2',5'-phosphodiesterase 12
Exons: 2
Coding region: 192-1913 (573 amino acids)
Biological process (GO): nuclear-transcribed mRNA catabolic process, deadenylation-dependent decay
Cellular component (GO): mitochondrion
Molecular function (GO): 3'-5'-RNA exonuclease activity
Source: RefSeq, a predicted model, not a curated record